AUCGGCGCUCUUCUUGCUCUCGUGGGAAAGGAUUGGAUAAUGCCGACGUGCGCCUGCGAGAAUAGGACUCCAGACGAGUCGGGGGAGCACGUUUGCUCCCUGAAACCACCGAUGGAGAAGGACAAGGCCAAAGAGACCAGGGAAUACACCAGUCCGGUUAGGUACAGCGAUGGCUCCGUACGGUUACGAAACCCUAAUAUUGAGCUCAUGGAUCAGGAUAUAUUGUACCAUCUCGCGCUCGGCAGCGGUUCCCAUGAUCUCGUUGAAAUGUUUGGCGACAUCAAAUUCGUCUGUAUGGGCGGUACGCCGAAACGGAUGGAAAACUUUGCCAACUACAUUAUGAAGGAGAUUGGUCACAAGCUGCCUGCCGGAACAACUCUUCUCGACAUCACUAAGAACUCUUACCGCUAUUCUAUGUACAAAGUCGGUCCUGUUCUCUCUAUCAGCCAUGGUAUGGGCGUACCUUCGGUCAGCAUUCUUCUCCACGAAGUUAUCAAACUGAUGUACCACGCGAAAGUGAAGGAUCCAGUUUUCUUCAGGAUCGGAACUUGCGGUGGUAUUGGCUACGAAGGUGGUACGGUGAUUAUCUCGGAGGAGGCCGUGGACGAGACGAUGAAAUCUCAGAUGGAACUGGUGGUGCUCGGGAAGGUGGUGCGGAGACCGGCCAAGCUCGACCGACAGCUAGCCCGCGAUCUUAAAGCCCUGGCCCACCGCGACGAUCCCUACGACACCGUGAUCGGCAAAACCAUGUGCUCCAACGAUUUCUAUGAGGGCCAGGGUCGUCUUGACGGCGCGUUCUGCGAGUUUACGGAGACCGACAAGAUGGAGUAUCUCACCAAGCUACAGAAGGCCGGCGUGGUGAAUAUCGAGAUGGAGAGCAUUUGUUUCGCCGCUUUAACGCAUCAUGCCGGCAUCCAGUCCGCCGUUGUAUGCGUGACACUGUUGGACCGACUCAAAGGCGACCAGGUUUUAGCGCCCAAGGAAGUGUUAGAAGAAUGGCAGAUGCGACCGCAGACGCUGAUCGCCCGCUACAUUACCACGUAUCUUCAACGAAAGGGUCGUCUCUCACUGGAAGGUCACGGUUCUAUGUAUGUGAAGAGUCCGCGUCGCUUUAAACUGGUACAACAGGAAUCUGAGAAUUACGACUAAUAAGUUGUCGCGACGAGAGUUCGAAGAUAGCUAUAAAGAUCUCCCGGGGUUACAGUGCGAUCGGAUACAUCGGCUCGACUUUAGAGUCGGCGAUCGCAAUUAAUUUACGUCGCACAAAUCGCCUCGUAUUCGUUUAUUGUUUAUUUAUUUGCAAAAAAAUAAUUUUGCUCGCAAGAAAAGUCGCGUAACAAGCGACGUAUGAAAAAAACGAUGUAUUUGAGAUAAAGAUAGAAGAUGGACGAAGAAUUAAAAAAAAAAAAACAAAACAGGAGCAGAUUUGAUCGAUUGAAAUAUUAUACGGCGUAAUAGAAUUUUUUAAACGUCUCUUGAAAAACGUAAAACACACACAUAUUUAAAAAUUCCUAUUAUUAUAUCCUCCCUUCCUAUAUGAUAUUUAAAUUACUAACAAAUUACUAUAAAUCUGCCUCAAUAUUCAAAUUUUUCUUACUUGAUGAAAUCCUUGAUUAAAAUAUUCAAGAUCCUUUUUAUCCGACAAGAAACUUUGAGUACAAAUGAUUGCAUAGCUAAAUAGCACAAUAUCUUGUUUUGUAUUUUAUUUUGGCGUGUAUCAUUCUUUUUCAAUAUUUAAAUGGCUCAAAAUUAAAUGAAUUUUUUUUUAAUUGGAAAAUUGCCUGUGAUUUGAUUGUGUUUUAUGACUUAUUGAUAGUAAUUUUAGCCAGGAAUUAUAUAAUUUCUCGCAUUGCGAGAAAGCCAUUAUACGUGCGACAAUGACACGGUGAUUCCUGAGACUCGCGAGAAAAUUAACGACUAUCAAUGUCGACGCGACCGCCAAAGCUUCACCGUUUAUUUCGCGCGGUGUUCCAAGUACAAAGUGUGCAGAAAUUUACAAACUGCGCUCGAACGAGAAAACCAUGCACAUUUUUCACAAAUACAUAUCUUUUGAGAUCAAUUGCAUCAUCUUUGAUUAAUGCGGCUCGUAAUUAAUAAAUAUAUCUUGUAAUCUGGGAUAUCGAAAUGAGAUUGUCACUUAAAUUCUUGUCUACAAAAUCAUGUUGUUUAAAAAAUCAUCAAUAAAGCAUGACAUUGAAUCCCAGAUAUGUAGAAUUGAAACGGCAGCCAUGAUAAGGAAUUGAGAUAAUCAGAAGUUAAUCAAAAUUACGGUGCAAUUGGUCGCAUAGUUUCGUAGAGAUUUAAUUUUAGAAUUCACAGGGACAAGAACGUACAGCACGUUCGGAUAUUCGCCGAUUAAACAUAAGAAGAUUUGUUUUCUUCUGUUAUAAUACCCUAAAUGAAUGACGAUGAUUGUUUUGUAAAUUUUCAGAGAUUUAUAUUGAGAAUUUAGACCAAAAAUUCGCUAACGGACCUAUCCGCGAUUUAUUAUCCGAAGUUUGCGUGUUGUAUCGAGAGCAGUUUUAAGAGAUAUUGUAAAUUUAGCCUCGCGCAAUCGCCGGCGUGUAAUAUAGACACACGCAGUGAUGUGAAGAAUAUAUAUACAUAUGUAUUAGCACUCUUUAGGAAGUUCGCGGUAGCACACAUUC
Molecule: messenger RNA, 2648 nt
Organism: Formica exsecta
Lineage: Eukaryota; Metazoa; Arthropoda; Insecta; Hymenoptera; Formicidae
Product: uridine phosphorylase 1
Exons: 6
Coding region: 40-1149 (369 amino acids)
Biological process (GO): nucleotide catabolic process; uridine catabolic process
Cellular component (GO): cytosol; cytoplasm
Molecular function (GO): uridine phosphorylase activity
Source: RefSeq, a predicted model, not a curated record